AUGCAUUUCCUUUGUCUGCACGGAGUUGGCACCAACAUCAGAGUCCUCGAGCUCCAGACUAGCGCCAUUCGAUUUGCCCUCGGCCCCGGGCAUACGUACGACUUUGUCGAAGGGGCGCUGGACCACCCCAUGGCACCCGGGAUCUCCAACCUCGUUUCACCCACAGACACCUUCCACGCGUACUUUGCCCCGACCUCGGGCCUCAGCAUGCUCUCCGCGCUGCGCGAUCUCGACGCCCUCAUCGCCGACGCAGACCCCCCUUACGACGGCGUUGCGGGCUUCAGCCAUGGAUCCUGCCUAGCGGCCACCUUACUACUUCGCCCUUCUCCUUCCCCUCUGGCGGGCCUCGCAGAACAUUCCACCUUUGCUACCAUGCGUGCGCGGGCCCCGGCCCCGUUCAGGGUCGCCGUGUUUUUCUCCGCGGGGAUGGCGGCCGACUAUGCCGCUCUGCAGGACGACGAGGUCAAGAUGCUAGAACAAACGCAAGCGCAAGCCCCGUCUAGUGGAGAACGCGCUGCAGUUCCGAUGACCAUUGAUAUCCCGACCGCGCACAUCUUCGCAGAGAAUGAUGAGGUUGCGCCGGGGCAGGGCCACUUGCUGGCCAGGCUGUGUUCCGCACAGGGGAGGCAUGUUUCUACGCAUCGGCUGGGUCAUUGCAUCCCGGGCGCAGGGGAGCGACGCGACUUGGAUAAUGCAGUUCGGGCGAUUAGAGGCGCUAUUAGUGAUGCAGAAGCGAGGGGGAAGGGGUAGUAGUACUAGUAGGGAAUGGCAAUAGGAACUGGAAUGUCGCUCGCUCUUAUUUCG
Messenger RNA from Aspergillus calidoustus, 804 nucleotides. Lineage: Eukaryota; Fungi; Ascomycota; Eurotiomycetes; Eurotiales; Aspergillaceae. The record is from the annotation of a GenBank genome assembly.